AUGAUUUGCAUUUUGUUUUAAGUCAUCCUUUUAUAAGGAUUGGAUAAGUUUAUUGUAUUUGAUAUCAUUUCUAUGCUUUUUAUAAAUUAAGUUCAAAAUUAAAUUCAAAUCACAACUUUCUUUUACGAUUAUAUAAAAACAAAUUAAAAAUUUAUAUCAGCGAAUAUAUCAAUGAAGCAACAAUACCAUCUGGUUAUGUAAGAAUUAAGAAUUGCAGCACAACAAUUGUUGUAUGAUGAGGUGACUUUAUUCAAGUACUUGAGCAUUAUUAAUUGCUUAAGCAAAUUUUGACUUUAAUUGUUCUGUUUUCUUAACUGUACUUUUCAUAUUACUUUCUCUAAGCAAUUCAAUAAAUUAGUAUGAGAACAAAAUAUACGAUAUGA
This is a messenger RNA of Paramecium primaurelia, 383 nucleotides long. The record is from the annotation of a GenBank genome assembly. Lineage: Eukaryota; Ciliophora; Oligohymenophorea; Peniculida; Parameciidae.